AAAUGAUUUGUUUUGGUUCUUUGGGAAAACUAUAGAAUAGCUUCCCCGAGUUGGUUCUUUGAUUUUAUUUAUAAAUAGCACUUCAUUUAUUUUGAUAUUAUUUAUACGCGACUAUACAUUUCAAACAUGAGCAGCAAUACCAGCACUGUGCGAGCAUUACCACAAUCGAAGGAAGCACUAUUGAAAUCAUAUAACACACGUCUUAAGGAGGAUGUACGUAGCAUGUUGGAGAAUUUCGAAGAGAUCAUCAAACUAGCACGCGGUGAAGGCGAUUCUCAAAUUUCUAAAACGACACAAUGUGAGCAAGACACUUAUGAAAUGCAAGUGCGCGCUGCGAAUAUCGUGCGCGCCGGAGAGUCACUCAUGAAACUUGUAUCAGAUAUUAAACAGUAUUUAAUAUUAAAUGAUUUCCACUCCGUCAACGAGGCGAUUACCAACAACUCACAGUUAUUCCGUUCGAAACAAAUGGAAUGCGAUAAGAAACUUAUGAAAUUGCGCGAUGAAAUGGCUAUGGAUUUGUAUGAUCUCGAAGAGGAAUAUUAUACUAGCAUAUUUAAGUGAAAAUAAAGUUAUAUUUAAGUGCAUAAUACAACUUAUUAUUAAUAACCAUACGAAAAUAUUAAAUUGAAAAAUAUCAACAGUAUUAACUAGCCAA
Molecule: messenger RNA, 655 nt
Organism: Bactrocera tryoni
Lineage: Eukaryota; Metazoa; Arthropoda; Insecta; Diptera; Tephritidae
Gene: MED22
Product: mediator of RNA polymerase II transcription subunit 22
Exons: 3
Coding region: 127-561 (144 amino acids)
Biological process (GO): regulation of transcription by RNA polymerase II
Cellular component (GO): mediator complex
Molecular function (GO): transcription coregulator activity
Source: RefSeq, a predicted model, not a curated record